CGGCCGUACGGCGGAGCUUGCCACGCGGGCUCCUUUAAAUUGAGGGCGUUCUAUGUGUCUCGCCGGCUGCUCUCGAGUUUAAAGGGAAAGGGGCCGGAGCGAAGCGGGAAGGUGAUCUUUUCCUGGCGGCUCUUCGGUGAGGAGUACGACAAGCAGAUAAGCAAUGUGCACUGCCCUGAGCCCGAAGGCACGUGGGCCUGGCCUCUCCGACAUGCAUCAGUACAGUCAGUGGCUUGCAAGUAGACAUGAGGCCAACUUGCUGCCAAUGAAAGAGGAUUUGGCCCUGUGGCUCACAAACCUACUGGGUAGAGAAAUAACAGCAGAAACCUUUAUGGAGAAGUUGGAUAAUGGUGCCUUGCUUUGCCGGUUAGCUGAGACCCUGCAGGAGAAAUUUAAGGAAAAUGGCUUUGAUGCAAACAAGCCUGGCAAAACCUUACCAGUUCGGAAAAUUCCAUGCAAAGCCAAUGCUCCUUCAGGGUCUUUUUUUGCACGGGACAACACAGCAAAUUUCUUAUCCUGGUGCAGAGAUGUAGGUGUGGAUGAUACCUGCCUGUUUGAAUCAGAAGGUUUGGUACUCCAUAAGCAGCCAAGAGAAGUGUGCCUUUGUUUGCUGGAACUUGGAAGAAUUGCAGCAAGGUUUGGUGUGGAACCUCCUGGAUUAAUAAAAUUGGAAAAAGAGAUUGAACAAGAGGAAACACUUUCAGCUCCCCUUCCAUCUCCUUCACCAUCACCCACAAAGUCUCCUGGGAAAAAGAGCACAGGGAAACUGUUGGAUGAUGCUGUUAAACACAUUUCUGAAGAUCCACCUUGUAAAUGCCCUAAUAAGUUCUGUGUGGAGCGUCUUUCACAGGGAAGAUACAGAGUUGGAGAGAAGAUCCUUUUUAUUAGGAUGCUGCACAACAAACAUGUGAUGGUUCGUGUUGGAGGAGGCUGGGAGACUUUUGCAGGUUAUUUACUGAAGCAUGAUCCGUGCCGAAUGCUUCAGAUCUCCCGAGUAGAUGGGAAAACUUCUCCAAUCCAGAGCAAGUCUCCAAACCUCAGGGACAUGAAUCCAGACAAUUAUCUGGUUGUUUCUGCCCAUUACAAAACCAAGAAAGAGAUUAAGUGAAAUAAGCUGCUCAUAUAAGUGGGACUUCAUGUAUGUAGGUCCAAAUUAUUCUCCCAAGUGUAGUGAAUUUAGCUGAUGCUUUAAAAGGACUUUGGAAAACUUAACAUCGACUGGAAAUGACACCCCAUUUUCAAGAUCAUUGAAUUUAGAACUAUUUAUUUCUAGUACUGUAUCUUUUAUAGCAAAUUACCCUUGAUAGGCUAAUUACUACAAUCAGAUAAUAAAUAGACAUAUCUUUUUAGCCAAAUUAUUACUCUUCAAUAUGUGAAUGUAUACUUAGAGCUACAUAAAGGAGUUCAUCCUCUUAAUGGAAGAAAAUAAAGAAUGAAAUAUAUUUGUACGAAAACCUUAUUACUUUGAAUCCCUGACUGUUAGGCUAGUUGAAAUAUAUAUAUGUAGGGAAAAUGGGUAUUUGGGGAGAUUAUUUGGAAAUGUCUCUUGAAAUGAAUUAAAAUUGUCUAUUUGUAUGUUUUGCAAUCUUUUCUUAAUUAGUAGAAUAUAAUGGCUUAUUGCAUGCCUAACAACUUCUCAAAGCCAUUUUUUAAAGGAAAAAAAGCCCAAGAAACCCCUUCACACUGUUUUACUAUUUAAAGCUGAACACAAUGCUGAAUGCUUGAUCUGUAUGUAGACCCUUUCUGUUUUUCAUGAAGUUGUCCAAUAUAGAAGCAUGGGGAAGUGGAAAAAUUGCCCCUUCCUCUGUCAUACAGUUGAGCUGAGUGGUCAUACCAGUGAGGUGAUGUUCUGCAGCCCAUAAGGGGAGCAGUAUCAUGUGCACAGCCCUCAGACCCAAGGAGAAGCUUCAGAAGAUGCAAGUCCCUCUGGAGUCACAAAACAUGGCACUGUUCUUGGAUAUGAGCAUUUCCUUCCUCUUCUUUUUAAUGUUGUUGUCAUGUUAAAUAUGAAAUACUCAUUACCCUGUAAAUAGUGUGAUUUACAUUCUCAUAAAUCAUUCACACAUCUCUAAUAUAGCUAAAGGUGUCAGUGGGCUUAGUUCAUUAUUUUGGCUACUUUUUUGUUUAUAUUUGGUAAUUUAUGUGCCUUGCAACAUCCUAGAAAAAUCUUUUAUAAGAUUUUUUCACUGACUGUAUAAAUUUAAAACUGAAAUAAAUUUUUUAAAAUAUUCCUACAUUUUGAAACUCCUAUUAUUUGUAAUCUCUAAUCUCCACUUUGCUGCUACUGACUGGAUGCCUACAAUACACAACACUGCUUGCUGCCCUAAUAAGGAGUUGCACAAAGAAAGGGGCAAACAAAUAACACACAAAUACCCAAAUUUUAUUGAAAAUUAAUUUUUCUUUGCAGGGAAAAAAUUCAAAAACAUCCUUGAAAUAUUUUUAGUACUGACUCGUAUUUUUCUCUAUUUUCUGAUAUUAAAUUAUUAAAAAUGGUCUUAUGAUCUGCUCCUGCGGUCUUUAAAAUUAACAGCAAAAUGUCUGUGGGCUAGAAAGGAUUAAGACAGUCUUUCAUGUUCCAUGCUGUAUUAAAAUCAGCACGUUGUAUCUCAUUUCUGUGGAGAAGGUCUACCUCACCAUCUAAAACUACCUGCUGAAUACAAGCACUUCACAAUUGCUUGGUGCAGCAGACAAAGUAUCAGGACAUAAUUCCAAAGCUGCAGCCUUUUAUUCUCCUCCUGAAACACUUUCUAGGGAGAUUAAACACAUAUUCAAGCAAUAAAUCUUUUGAAAAGCCAUAGGAAGUCUCAGUUGUCAUAGAAGUUGUCAUAGAAGUUGUCAUAUGUCCUCCAUAAGGAAGCAGAAAACAGACCAAAACAUCAUUUUAUAAAAAAUGCAGCACAGUUGAAAAAAAAAAUCAUGAUCUUAAUAUAAGCACUGAGAGAUCUGUUUUCAAAUUAAAAGGGAAAAAAAAGCACUAGUGAAAAUGUGAGAUGUUUAUUUAGAAAUAAUGUCUAGUUAUUUACACAUAAUUAGUUGAAUUUCACAGAAUCAUUGAGGUUGAAAAGGCUUCCAAGAUCUUCAAGUUCAACCUUUAUUUCCACCAUCCAAGACUAAGUUUGUGUUGUUAUUAGGUUGGUUUUUUAGAUAUUUGAAGGUGUUUACAUAUAAACAAAUCAGACCAGAUAAUUACAAAAAAGGUAUUCAUAAGAUUAUUUUAAUAGUAAACUUCAAUAGUCACAGUAAAUCCAAAUCAAGAUUUUUAAACUAAACAUGAACCCCUUUAUGUGCUUGGAGUUUACCAAUCAAAAGUCUUUUUUGUUUCAGAGUCUUUAAAAAAAUUACAUUAAAUCACUUCCUGACUUAAAAUUUCAACUUUGCCAGUUCUAGAAUGGGAGACUAUAGGAUUUUAUUUUAAAGUAUUGCCACUACCACAGGUGGGACUUACUGCUUUUGACUGCAUUGGUGUGACUGUGAAUAACAGAGGAGGAAAUGAAAGCAUCAAUAAAGUAAACCAAAAAAUGCAGUAAGCUGGUUAGUCUGGAAGAAGGGGUUGGAGGUAAGUGUCAUGAUAAAUAACAUUUUCAUAUAGUGUAUUAGGUCCUGUAGAAAUGUAGGAAUGAAAAAUUUGUUAGGAACCUAUGGCUAAAUUAUAAAGCUAAAGUUGAGCAGCAGAAUUUUGCUCAGAAGCAUACAGCCCUUGUUGCAGUGAUAGGGGCAGAACAGAUUUAGGUCAUUUUCCAUGAUGCAGUGAUUUUAGCUAUUUUGCUGUGUAAUUGGCUGAAUGUAAAUAUUGAGGAGGCUGAAGUGCUAAAACAUUUAAGUGAAAGGAGCUGCAACAAAGCCUUUUCUCAAAGUCCUCAUAGAACAAACCCCAUGGGAGCUGCCUGUGAAUAAACUGUGUUUAAUCUCAAAAUGGAUAAAUUCUGUAAAAUUAUUUACAAAAUCCAUUAUUAUUGUAUAAUGUCAAAUAUGACCCAUUGUGCUGGAAGCCAUUCAAAAUUAGUUUGGAAAUGUAACUGUGAUAUCUGUUAUUGCUCAUUAUAGGAAGUGCAUUCUGUCACCAUGUUAUUAAUACACUACCUGGACAUGUUUCUCCAAGCAGGAUUAUUUAUAUCGCUGAUAGAGGAUAGGGUUUUUUCACAUCUUUAUUAUAGGGAUAAUUGCUCCUUCCCUUGCUGUACCACUUUUUUUAUCAAAAAUCUAUGGCAGCUAGUUAAAGGACUUUUGGUGGGGAUGAGUGAAAUAAGAAGGCAAUAUGUGUGGGAAGGUACAGCAAGUUUCUUGUUACUGGACUCAAUCCUAAUUCAUUACACAUGUUCACUUCAGAUCUGGAAGGCAAGCUGUUUGCCAUGCCAGAGAGUUACAGAAGCAUCUCCUAGAGAUGCUGACGAGGGUUUGGUUCUUUUUGGGCUUACACGUACUGUCUCAUUGGCAGCAGCCUGAGAGUACCUGACAAGAAGGUACAGUGCUGCUUCUUUGCUCUGCCUCCUACUUUCUUAGCCUGUGGCAUGUUGACUAAGGUAAGGUGGAACAGACAGGUGGGAUCACACAAAUGCUGAUGAGGCUGGACAGGCUUUCCCAGACUCUGGAAAAAACUGCAGGUAGUGCUUGUCCCUGAUGAGCUGUGUCUCAAGUAUUUAGUCUUGUCACUAUGCCAAAUCCACGUGCUGAAGUAAUCUGUGUUCCUCAGGGCCCACUGUGAUGCUGCCCAUCCUUGUACAGACACAGUUUCUGUGUCUUCCCAAAUUUCAGGACAUCUGCUACACUCUGUCUCUAGCACAAUCUAUGUUUUUUAAUUAUAUGGAAACCAACCCUGGCAAAUGUUUUCACUUUGUUACUGCAAAAAAGAUGAUGCUACCACAGUCAUGGAGAGUCAGCUUUUCAGUCCAGUCUACCAGCACAGGGCUUUGGCCUGCCAGUUCUUGAAGUGAAAGAUUAUGCUUUGAGAAGAUGAAGCAAAAAAAAAAAAAAAAAAAAGGAGUUGUACUGAUGUAAACAAAAUAUCAGCUGUCUAGAUAUAUCUACAUGUAAAGGUGCAUUUUAACAGCCUCUGAGGUGAAGUAAAUUUAGGAUUGGGGAAAAUGAGGACAAAAGUCCUAUUGCAGUUCAUGUUAACUUAGUGCUGCACUAAGCAGUAAGAAAGACAGGGAAAACGUCUGUAAGAAGAGAGCAGCUCUAAGUUACAUGGCUCUCAGCCUUACUGUUUAAUGGUACAUGUCGGAUAGCUAUGAGUUGCAUACUACUGAUCUUCAGUAGUUUCUGCUUUCACUCUCAACUGAAACAAAACUUAAACCAACAGUAUUAUUUACCCAAAUAAUUCCCAGUCAGUUGAGCCUGGCCAUUUAGACAAUUGGAUGUGUAUUGUAUAGGAACAUCUUUUAAAACAGCUUUGCAGGUGAUUCAUGAUCUAGAACUACACACUCCCACAUCCUGAUGUGGUUCCUUAGCUGUAGAAUAAAUCCAACAUUCAAAACUAGGUCUCUUAAGAAGCACAGGCAGCUCUGGCUUUUACAUAAAGGAUGGAGACAGAGAAGAGUGUGAUUGGUUUCUCUAUAUUCUUUUAAUGGCUUUAAAUGAAAGUGUUCAUAGCACUAAGGCAAGCAGAGGCUUGGAUGACAAAAGACAUGGUUAUUUUCUCCCCUUGCAGUUUUGGGGAAGCAGUAUGACAGAGAAUGAAGAGAAAAAUAUUUAAAGCUUUAAAUAGCCCAAGUGACCAAUUACGUGUAAGUGCUGCUUAAGUGUUUUGUAGGACACCUACUGUAAUGUUAGACUGGAAUUCUCAUUUCAAAUUAAUGUCUGAGAUACUUUUUUAUAACUCAAUGCAUUUUCACUAGACUUUAAAAAAAUUAUUCUGACCAGUUAAUACACUGUAGAGAGCAACUGCCAACAAUCAAAGGAAACUGAAGGCAGUCUUCAGCCAAGCACACAGCUUUUUUCAGCCCAAACAUUAUGUUAAUGUUGAAAGUUCUCCCUUCUCAACUCAAUUCUGAAGGCUAAGCCAGGAAACGGUGUCAAGACUGCACUCCCAGGAAAACACUGGGCAGUACAGAGACAUGAAGACAAAAUACAUAGUUCAAGGGGUGAAAAAAAAAAGCCUCUAUAGUCUUGACUAAGUCAGAAAUGGGUCAAUUGCAGUACUGAGCCCAUGCAUAAUGUGCCUAAUGCUCUCUGGGAAAAGAAAAUGUUUCUGCACUGUAAGUAGUCCACCUAAAUAGAUAACACAGAAACUUCGGGAAAUGAACUAGCAAAGAGAUGAUAUAGUAACAGUUUUCCUGUUUGUUUUUCAAAAUCCUGAGAAGGGAAGCAUUGCCCUCUUGUGGUAAUAAAUGAAAACAACUAAUAAGUGGAUUUUUAAUUUCAUGUUUAACUUUCAGUACUCAUUAUACUUAAGAGACUCAAAAGAAAUUCACAUGAGAAAAUGAGAACAAUUAUUACACACAUAAUAAAACAGCAUUCUUGAUCUAAGAACACAGGAUUUAUAAAGGUUUCUAUUUUUUCUUAUAACUAGUCACAAAAUUAUUCCACUUGUAAAGACCCACCAUGACUCUACUUUUCUUUUUUUGAAAAAGGCACUAAAUUCCUAAGCAGUCCAACAGUCAUUAGGAAACAGAAAUAUAUAUAUAUAUAUGUAUAUAUAUAUG
This is a messenger RNA of Oenanthe melanoleuca, 6641 nucleotides long. It is a transcript of the gene GAS2, whose product is annotated as growth arrest specific 2. Gene Ontology annotation, cellular component: actin filament. The transcript is spliced from 8 exons. Gene Ontology annotation, molecular function: microtubule binding; actin filament binding; cytoskeletal adaptor activity. Lineage: Eukaryota; Metazoa; Chordata; Aves; Passeriformes; Muscicapidae. The record is from RefSeq and is a predicted model, not a curated record. Bases 164 to 1108 code for a protein of 314 amino acids. Gene Ontology annotation, biological process: actin crosslink formation.